Molecule: messenger RNA, 1323 nt
Organism: Papaver somniferum (opium poppy)
Lineage: Eukaryota; Viridiplantae; Streptophyta; Magnoliopsida; Ranunculales; Papaveraceae
Product: patatin-like protein 2
Exons: 4
Coding region: 1-1323 (440 amino acids)
Biological process (GO): lipid metabolic process
Molecular function (GO): glycerophospholipase activity; monoacylglycerol lipase activity
Source: RefSeq, a predicted model, not a curated record
AUGGACAUGGAUAAAGUGGAGGAUUUUGCAAGUCAUAAUGAUCGAUUACCACCUUCCAAACUAAUAACAAUUCUAUGUAUUGAUGGUGGAGGCGUCCGAGGAAUUAUUCCAAGCACCAUUCUAGGAUUUCUUGAAGCUAAACUACAGGAAUUGGAUGGUCCGGAUUCAAGAAUUGCGGAUUAUUUUGAUAUCAUCAGUGGGACAAGUACUGGUGGACUUGUCACAGCUAUGCUAACUGCACCAAAUGCACAAAACCGCCCACUAUUUGCAGCUAAAGAAAUCCCUCAGUUCUAUCUCGACCACUGCUCAAGGAUCUUCCCACAAUCGAAUCGUGGGAUUUUUGACAAUGCCAAAAAGUGGAUUCAUGACAUGGUUGGAGGACCAAAAUACGAUGGUGAAUAUCUUCAUGGACUUUUGAAAGAAUUACUUGGAGAAACCCGAUUGCAUCAAACGUUGACUACGGUUGCUAUUCCAACUUAUGAUUUGAAACGAAAACACAGCUGUAUUUUCACAACUGAAAAAGCAAAAACCUCUCUAAUAGAGGAUCCCUUACUCUCAGACGUCUGUAUUGGUACUUCUGCUGCACCAACUUACCUUCCUCCUCACCGGUUCCAAUUAAAAGCCAAAGUCCAUGAAACAGAAGAAGUACGAGAGUUUAACCUCAUCGAUGGUGGGGUAGUUGCCAACUGCCCGAUAAUGCUUCCAUAUGGAUUGAUUCCCGGAGUCUGCAAGGGAAAUCCAAAUUUCUUCACCCAGGGAAAGGGAAAAGUUGUGAUACUAUCAUUAGGGACGGGAUCAUCAACAAUAUUAGAGGCAGAAAAAAAGGAAAUAACAGCGGACAUUGCAGCUAAAUGGGGAGUUGCGGACUGGUUACGCUACACAAAUGGACUCAGCGAUUUGUUCUCUCCAGCAGAGUCUGACAUAUCAUAUUACGACAACGCAUCUAUCAUAGCUCUCUCUCAACUCUGGCUCGGUGCUAAUCAAAUUGAUUUCUUCAGAAUUCAACAUAACUUCACCAAGAGUGAAAGUAGUUCAUUAUCUUCAAUGGACAUAGCUACAAAAGAAAAUCUUGAGAGUCUUGUCAGAUUAGGCCAGGAUUUGUUAAAGAAACCUGUUACACAAGUGAGUGUGGAGACAGGUCAACUUGAACCAGUUGUGCAUAAUGGUCAACAAAAUCUCCAGCAAGAAACGAAUGAAGAAGCACUCGCGAGGUUUGCCAAACUAUUGUCAAGUGAAAGGAAGGAUCGGCUUGGAAGAAACUACAGUAACGUCUCGAAUACAGAAAGUGCCAUGGAUGCUAGUUUAUUAUCGAGUUGUCUCUAG